UCCUGCUCUCCAUCCCGUCCGUUAUCGAGCUCUGAACACUCCCCACGGCACAUUAUACACGUCAAGAUGACCUAUCCCCUCCCAGACACACAGGGUAUCAUCGACGACGAUGACUGGCUCGAACCCCCCACUCAAGGGGGCGCCAAAGACCCGCUUGUGGAUAAAGAGUACACUCGAAUCUCUACCGUCUACUCUGACGCGGGAUAUAGAGAAGGUAUCACCGACGGUAAACUUGCCACCCUUCAAGAAGGCUUCGACCAAGCGUUCGCCCAAGCCGUCCCGCUCUCUCGCCGUGUAGGCUCACUCCGCGGCCGAGCCGCCGCCCUCCUCGCAUUCGCCACCUCCCUAUCCCCUCCCGCCCCUGAAAACCUGGUGGAAGAUCUCCGCGUGCUCAUCCGCGAUCUCUCGUCCGUACGAAGAGACGCCGUAUUGCCCGAAGACGAGGAGCGAAAGCAGCACGAGGAAGAGGAGCAUGGAGAGGGACAGGAAGCGUUCGAGUUGGAUGUGAAUGAUCAGAGGGAUAUGGAGGGGUUGGAGAAAAGUUUGGAGAUGAUGGGUGGAGGAGGGGGAGUUGGGAAGGAUGAGAAGGUUGGGGAGGAGGGUGUGGAGAGGCUUGAGGCGAGGUUGAGAGAGUUGGAAGGGAGGUUUAGGGGUUAAAGUUGUCUUUGAGGGUAUUGAAGAGACUCUCGGCUUGCUCUCUUGGGCAGCUUCGGUGCAGCGCCCGACAAUGAUGAAGCUACACGGCCAGGCCCCGAGAGGUCGUCACAAAGCUAGUGGCCGAGUCAUCGAGCACCAACGACCGCCUGCUGUGGGACAGUGGGACAGUGGGACAGUGGGACAGAAGG
Molecule: messenger RNA, 845 nt
Organism: Cryptococcus amylolentus CBS 6039
Lineage: Eukaryota; Fungi; Basidiomycota; Tremellomycetes; Tremellales; Cryptococcaceae
Exons: 2
Coding region: 67-657 (196 amino acids)
Source: RefSeq, a predicted model, not a curated record